AUGCCUAUACACUUACUCAACACAACUCUUCAAGCCGCCGCGCUGAGCGGCAUGUCGAAUGUCAUGGCCCAAUACAUCAAAGCAUAUCGAGAAGAGAAACCAUUCGCCCUCAACGUCCGCUCUCUUCUCCAAUUCGUCCUGUUCAGUCUCAUCUCCUGUCCGCCGAAUAUCCUGUGGCAGGAGUUCCUCGAGACCCAAUUCCCGGGAUAUACUGUCGUCUCUACCAGUCAUGGUGACGGCGAGAGGACGCUCAACAAGGCCAACACGGCGCGCAAGUUUCUGUUUGACCAGACGCUCGGGGCGUUUGUGAAUACCGUGGCCUUUGUGGCUGCUAUGGCUGCGUUCAAGGGUAAGAAUUGGAAAGGGGUGCAGAGAGAUGUUGAAAGGGACGUAGUACCUCUCAUGAUCAACAGCUGGAAACUGUGGCCUGCGGUCGCACUGAUUAACUUCACCCUCGUCCCUGUCGAUAGGCGGGUCAUUGUGGCGAGUGUCGUCGGUCUGUUCUGGGGGAUCUAUCUCAGUCUAUUUGCGGCGCUGGAUUAG
Messenger RNA from Capronia coronata CBS 617.96, 543 nucleotides. RefSeq lists its product as uncharacterized. Gene Ontology annotation, cellular component: cytoplasm; membrane. Lineage: Eukaryota; Fungi; Ascomycota; Eurotiomycetes; Chaetothyriales; Herpotrichiellaceae. The transcript has 3 exons. The coding region runs from base 1 to 543 and encodes 180 amino acids. The record is from RefSeq and is a predicted model, not a curated record.